Molecule: messenger RNA, 1512 nt
Organism: Pistacia vera
Lineage: Eukaryota; Viridiplantae; Streptophyta; Magnoliopsida; Sapindales; Anacardiaceae
Product: TLC domain-containing protein 4-B-like
Exons: 9
Coding region: 387-1217 (276 amino acids)
Biological process (GO): lipid homeostasis
Cellular component (GO): endoplasmic reticulum; membrane
Source: RefSeq, a predicted model, not a curated record
CUUCACAUUAUCCUUGUUUCUUGUCAGUUUUCACUCUAUCUCACAAAGAUAACAGUUUUGUGAAUUGAAUCCACACACACACACUACACAAAGAGAAAACAUAUAACAAAUCAACACAAAACGACACGUCUAAGCAAACCCCACUUCCACUUUUGGUCCCAUUUCAUUAGUAAAUGGAAAGCCAUUUCAUUGAAUCACUCAAUUGUUUGUUUUAGUUCGAGUUUGUGUCCCAAUACACACUCACAUUGAUUGAUUAAACAAAGGAACGAACGAACGAGCGACCUCACGGAAUAGAUGAAACGUCAGGAUGAGGAGAGGAAGAAAGUAGGAGAAAGUACAGAAGAAGGGAUAUAAGAUCUGCUAAUAUAAAGUAGAAGGAUUUUAAGAUGGCAGCAGUGUCAGACCCGACGGCAAUGGCUUUUAAGUCGUAUCAAAGUAAGGCUGAAGUUCUGGUUAAGGACUACUUAAUCUCAGAGCCUUUUAUUCCAUAUUCUUCAGUCUUUGGUGGUUUAUUGGCUUGCAAAAUGGUCUAUGAUCUUACUCAGUUAAUUAGCACCUUUUACUUGAAGAGUUAUAAUGGCCUUACAAAACUCCAACGAAUAGAGUGGAACAAUCGCGGUAUCUCUACAGUUCAUGCCGUUUUUAUCUCAGCUAUGUCAUUGUACUUUGUGUUCUGGUCAGAUCUCUUUUCUGACCGACGAUCAGAUGGUCUUGUUAUUUUCAGAAACUCUCCUCUCUCUACUUUUUCAUUAGGGGUUUCUGUUGGUUACUUCCUCGCGGAUCUUGGAAUGAUAUUAUGGCUAUAUCCUUCUUUAGGGGGAAUGGAAUAUGUUAUCCACCACUCUCUUUCCGGUAUUGCAGUAGCCUAUUCUAUGUUUUCUGGAGAAGGGCAGCUUUAUACAUACAUGGUCCUCAUCUCUGAGGUGACAACUCCAGAGAUUAAUAUGAGAUGGUUUCUUGAUAUGGCUGGUAUGAAGAGGUCCAAUGCAUAUCUCAUUAAUGGCGUAGUUAUCUUUUUUGCUUGGCUGAUUGCAAGAAUUCUGCUGUUCAUUUACAUAUUUAACCAUGUUUACUUGCACUACGAUGAGGUCAUGCAGAUGCAUGUUAUGGGUUAUCUCUUGGUUUUGGUAGUGCCAUCUGCACUAGGCAUCAUGAACUUGAUGUGGUUCGCAAAGAUCGUCAAAGGAUUGAAGAAAACUUUAGCGAAAAGGCAGUGAUGGAUAAUGUUUCAUAUACGUGCUAGUCUAAAUGUGUUGUUACACAGUUGGGGCUAACUAACAUUUCUGUGCAUUUUUUCUGUUUUCUUUACUGUAUAGAUAGAGAGAAGUGAAAGAAAAUGUAGUUCCUUUAUGUUGUUGAAAAUUCUACUGUUGUAAAUGACCUGCCCACGUUGCAGAAGCUGUUUCGGUUCAUAUUUAUAAUCUUACAACCAAAUUGGUCUUUACUGUUUUCAAGUUCUUGUUGUCUAUCAGUAAUUUUUCAAGUUUAAAUUAAGGUUAAGUUGCUCAAAAU